This is a messenger RNA of Anthostomella pinea, 1266 nucleotides long. The record is from the annotation of a GenBank genome assembly. NCBI's taxonomy places the organism in Eukaryota, Fungi, Ascomycota, Sordariomycetes, Xylariales, Xylariaceae.
AUGGGUGAUGUUAUGGUAGAUAACCCGGCCAACACCGUGGCGCCGCACAACAAGCCCAACCCGUCCACCAUCUCUAGCAUCGAGGCCAUCGAGGGCAUUCCAUCACAGGGAGGAGACGAGUAUGCCACAUUAAAAAAGCUACAAGGCCAUCUGGAGUACAUCCAGCUGCAGGAGGAGUACAUCAAGGACGAGCAGAGGAGCCUGAAGCGCGAACUCGUCCGCGCCCAGGAGGAGAUCAAGCGGAUUCAGAGUGUGCCCUUGGUCAUCGGUCAGUUUAUGGAAGCUAUCGACCAAAACACCGGAAUCGUGCAAUCAAGUACAGGCUCCAACUAUGUCGUGCGCAUCCUGUCCACUCUCGACCGCGAGCAGCUCAAGCCUUCCUCCUCAGUUGCCCUCCACCGCCACUCCAAUGCACUCGUCGACAUACUGCCUCCCGAGGCCGACUCGUCCAUUGCUAUGCUAGGCGCCGAUGAGAAGCCCGACGUGACGUACGCCGAGGUUGGAGGACUGGACAUGCAGAAGCAAGAGAUCCGCGAGGCUGUCGAGCUACCUUUGACCCACUUCGACCUCUACAAGCAAAUCGGUAUCGACCCGCCGCGCGGUGUCCUGCUGUAUGGUCCUCCAGGAACCGGAAAGACCAUGUUGGUCAAGGCCGUGGCCAACUCGACAACCGCCAACUUCAUCCGCGUGGUAGGCUCCGAAUUCGUUCAGAAGUAUCUCGGUGAGGGCCCGCGCAUGGUUCGAGAUGUUUUCCGCAUGGCCCGAGAGAACUCCCCAGCUAUCAUCUUCAUCGAUGAGAUCGACGCCAUUGCCACCAAGCGAUUUGAUGCCCAGACCGGUGCCGAUCGAGAGGUGCAGCGUAUCCUGCUGGAACUGCUCAACCAGAUGGAUGGUUUUGACCAGACUGCCAACGUGAAGGUCAUUAUGGCCACGAACAGAGCCGACACCCUGGAUCCCGCUCUUUUGCGACCUGGUCGAUUGGACCGAAAGAUUGAGUUCCCCAACCUGCGUGACCGCAGAGAAAGACGUCUCAUCUUCUCCACCAUUGCGAGCAAGAUGAGCUUGGCGCCCGAGGUCGACCUGGACAGUCUGAUCGUGCGGAAUGACCCCUUGAGUGGUGCUGUCAUUGCCGCCAUUAUGCAAGAGGCUGGCCUCCGGGCUGUCCGCAAGAACCGGUAUAACAUCAUCCAGGUCGAUCUGGAGGAUGCUUACUCCAGCCAGGUCAAGGCGACGAGCGAUGAGAACAAGUUUGAUUUCUACAAAUAA